UUUUCUGGCUAUUGCAUUAUCAAGCGCGUUGGGUGUUUGGGGCCUUUUAGAGCGUUGGGCCCUUGCUUACUUUUUCUUCUUCACCAUACCCUCCUGCAUACCUGCAUAUUUGCAUAUGAGUGCUUCAUGCAUGUUACUAGCGACGCGACUAGACCUUGUUCAUGGUUCUAUCAUUCACCACCAUCAUCAUCCUCCCCAUCUUCUUCAUACCUCACAUCAGACAAGAUCUUCGGAAGAAGUCCGACUUUUUGAACUCUUUAUGAUACCACUAUACUUGAAUGAUUCGAUACAUUACCUCCGCCAGACGGACACAUGCAUAAAUCUCUAAGCUGCCUCACCCCGCAGUGUGACCCGCAAUGAACAU
Messenger RNA from Aspergillus fijiensis CBS 313.89, 364 nucleotides. RefSeq lists its product as uncharacterized. The transcript has a single exon. The coding region runs from base 116 to 328 and encodes 70 amino acids. NCBI's taxonomy places the organism in Eukaryota, Fungi, Ascomycota, Eurotiomycetes, Eurotiales, Aspergillaceae. The record is from RefSeq and is a predicted model, not a curated record.